Temnothorax curvispinosus is the source of this 1179-nucleotide messenger RNA. Its product is annotated as protein scalloped-like. Gene Ontology annotation, biological process: hippo signaling; embryonic organ development; regulation of transcription by RNA polymerase II. The annotation marks the transcript as partial. Gene Ontology annotation, cellular component: transcription regulator complex. Gene Ontology annotation, molecular function: DNA-binding transcription factor activity, RNA polymerase II-specific; RNA polymerase II cis-regulatory region sequence-specific DNA binding. Lineage: Eukaryota; Metazoa; Arthropoda; Insecta; Hymenoptera; Formicidae. The record is from RefSeq and is a predicted model, not a curated record. The transcript has 3 exons.
GGGGCAGAGAGGGAGAGAAAGAGAGAUAGACGAUAGAGGGGCGGGAAGGGGUGACGGAGACGGUGCCGCGGAGGCGCGGAGUAGCGGUGGCGCACGGCGCGGCGGUGGCGCGAGAAAGCGCUUAAAGCGAGCACACGUACGGGGUGAGACGUGCGCUGGUUGGUGUGUUGGUUGUAUAUUGUUUUGAAAAGUGUCGCGGCGCACGCGGACGCACGCGACGUAUCACAUCACGUUGCGUCGCAUCGCAUCGCAUCGGGUCGCCGUGCCUCGGUCGCGAGGCGCGAAGCUCAAUCGGAGUACUCCGGCGAGAUCUCGUGUCUUCUCUCCGCUAGACGAGGUAGAGCGAGCAAAGUGUACAUUUUUGUGUCUGCCGGUCGUUCGUAUACGUAACAUAUUCGUCGUCGUGCGUCGUGCGUGCGUGCCUGCGUGCGUCUGCUUUGCUCGAUCGCGCGUAAACGCGACGGGAAAAACGAACGCGAGAAAAGCGUGUGCCGCGGGGUAAUGCACGCGACGCGCGACGAGGAAGCUGCCGUCGGGAGACCGGUGAGUGUCCCGCAGUGACGAGAUAACCGGCGCCGAUUUUUUCGUCGUCUUCGCGGCGCGGCGCGGCGCGGUGCGGCGACGGGACUACCGCGACGUGAAAUCGUCGACCCGGGGGAGUGUUAGUAGUGCAUUGUCGUCGUCGGACUACGCCGACGACGGCGACGACGACGACGACCACGACGACGACGACGAGGAGAAGGAGGAGGAGGAGGAGAUCAGUGUCGUCGCGCGGAGGAAACUUAGGGGGAAACCUGACGUUUUGUGUCGUUUUGUCGUACGGUCUCUGCUGAGCGCGCUCCGAUAAUCCCGGAGGAAGGCAACGUCCUAUCUUCGCCACCGCGGCUUGGAUGGAUACUGUGCAUUAUUUCUGGAGCAGUGCGGUGGCUGCAGCCGACACCAUUUCCGCGCCGUGGACCCCCGCGAGUUCCGGGCCGCCGCCCGACGCCAACGGCUCCGGCUCGGAUACGAAGAACCUCGACGUUGGCGAAAUUAGCGAUGACGAGAAGGACCUGUCGGCAGCGGACGCAGAGGGUGUGUGGUCGCCGGAUAUCGAACAGAGCUUUCAGGAAGCUCUUACCAUAUAUCCGCCAUGCGGUCGUCGCAAAAUCAUCCUUUCCGACGAAGGGAAGAUGUACG